AUGUUAAAAUUUAUUUUUAUAAUUAUAUUUAUUUUUUUUUUAUUUUUUAAAAAAAAUAUUUAUUGAAUGGUUCAAAAUUUAAUUUUUUUAGCUACUUGUUUAUUUAUAAUUAAAAUUAGUUCUAAUUAUUAUUUUUGUGAUAUUUCUUAUUAUUUUGGUAUAGAUAUAAUUUCUUAUGGAUUAAUUUUAUUAAGUUUUUGAAUUUGUGGUUUAAUAUUAAUAGCUAGAGAAGGGGUAGUUCGUUAUAAUAAUUAUGUUAAUUUAUUUUUAUUUAUAAUUGUUUUUUUACUUUUAAUAUUAAUUUUUACUUUUAGUUCCAUAAGUAUAUUUAUAUUUUAUUUAUUUUUUGAAAGAAGUCUAAUUCCAACUUUAUUUUUAAUUUUAGGUUGAGGAUAUCAACCUGAACGUUUACAGGCGGGGAUUUAUUUAUUAUUUUAUACUUUACUGGCUUCGUUGCCGUUAUUAAUUGGUAUUUUUUAUAUUAAAAAUGAUAAUUAUACAAUGAAUUUUAUUAUAUUAAGUUAUAAAAAUUUAUAUAAUUUAGAUUUUUUAUAUUUAUGUAUAAUUUUUGCUUUUUUAGUAAAAAUGCCAAUAUUUUUAGUUCAUUUAUGACUACCAAAGGCUCAUGUAGAAGCCCCUGUCUCAGGGUCUAUAAUUUUGGCAGGUGUUUUAUUAAAAUUAGGAGGGUAUGGCUUAUUACGGGUAUUUUCUUUAAUGCAAGUUUUAGGUAUAAAAUUUAAUUAUAUUUGAAUUAGUAUUAGCUUAAUUGGGGGAGUUUUAGUUAGUUUAAUUUGUUUAUGACAAAUAGACUUAAAGGCUUUAAUUGCUUAUUCUUCGGUUGCUCAUAUAGGGAUCGUAUUAAGAGGAUUAAUAACAAUAACUUAUUGGGGAUUAAAUGGGUCAUAUACUUUAAUAAUUGCUCAUGGGUUAUGUUCUUCUGGGUUAUUUUGUUUGGCUAAUAUUUCUUAUGAACGAAUAGGAAGACGAAGUUUAUUAAUUAAUAAAGGGAUAUUAAAUUUUAUGCCUAGUUUAUCUUUAUGAUGAUUUUUAUUAUGUUCUGGGAAUAUGGCAGCUCCACCUACUUUAAAUUUAUUAGGAGAAAUUUCUUUAUUAAAUAGAAUUGUUAGUUGAUCUUGAUUAACUAUAAUUAGUUUAGCUUUUUUGUCUUUUUUUAGAGCAGCUUAUACUUUAUAUUUAUUUGCUUAUAGACAACAUGGAAAAAUUUAUUCAGGGGUUUAUUUUUUUUCUUCAGGAACUACUCGAGAAUUUUUAGUAUUAAUAUUGCAUUGAUUACCAUUAAAUUUAUUAAUUAUAAAAAGAAAUUUUUGUAUAUUAUGAAUUUAA
Messenger RNA from Aedes aegypti (yellow fever mosquito), 1344 nucleotides. Lineage: Eukaryota; Metazoa; Arthropoda; Insecta; Diptera; Culicidae. The record is from the annotation of a RefSeq genome assembly.